AGUACCGAGCAGUUUAUAACAACUUUAAAGAGUAAAUAAAAUGAAAGAAUAAUUUUAUGUAAUGAAGCAUGGUCUUAAAAGUUUUAUAUGGUUUUUAUUAGGCUGUUAUGUGACGCAUGGGAGUAACAAUUUAAAUCAACGUUCCUGAUAACGACACAAAGAUGUCACAACGUAUGUUAUUGCGUAUGCUGUUUGAGCGAUACCUACAUGCAUGCCUCAAUUGUUUCAUGUAGUUUCAGUAUUCUGAGAUAGAGGGCAGGAGGAAUAAAAUGGCAGAUAGUGGCAGUGGUUGUAAUGACUUUUUAGGAUACUAUCGAGCAAUUUCGAAUAAAUUGAAGAAGCGAUUUCUUAGAAAACCAAAUGUAACUGAAGCUAGCGAUCAAUUUGGAAAACUUGCACUUCAGUGUGAGCAUGAGGAACUGCCACAAUAUGCAGGGUUGUGUUGGAUAGCAGCUGCCAGAUGUGAAAGUUCACUAGGAAAUGCCUCUGGUGAAGCAUGGGACUUAGUUCGUGCGGGAAGACAAUUUCUGAGGGCAGAAAUCUGUGCAAAAGACCUUGGAUGCCCAAGUCCAGGAGGUGAACAUGUUCAGGCAGCAAUCAGCUCAUUUUCACAUGCUGCCAGUAGAUGGCAACACCAGCAUAACCAGGACCAACCACUGAGUGGCAGUCACCAGUCACAAUCUCCACUGGCUGCAGGCCUAGCGCUGGAAUUGGGGCAGGCACUUAGGGUAGACUUGGACAGGAUAGCAGAGGCAGCAACACAGUACAGGCAUGCAGCAGAUAUGCAGCGGAGCAGCCCCCUUGAGCAGCUGAACAGUUUGGGUCUGUUAGCAACCUGCAAAAUUGAACUAGGUGACUUUGAUGGCGCUCUGUCUGUGUUUAACGAGAUGGUGUCAGUUGUUGAAUAUGGUGGGAAGCCACCAUUGGGUGUUUACUGUGAUAUCAUGCACAGGUGUGAAGUAACACGCGUUCUACUCCUGUUAAUUUUGCAACCUACAGCACAACGUCUGCCUCAAGAUCUCGCCCAAGUGCUGGAGAAGUAUGCUUGGGGUGAGGAUGGAAAAGUGCCAGUGAGUUUCCUGACAGAAGAUCAGUUUCUUCUACUCCAGUCUCUAGUUAUGGCAUGCCAGUCACAUGAUAUGGAAUCAUUGUGCAUCCUUGAAGCUGAACUUUGGUGUCAUUUAACAUCAGAACAGAAGGACUUAUUACGGACUCUUGUCAGAAAAAUGAGCAACGGAGUUAAGUGAGAAGUGCAACAGUGAGUUUAGAAGGCUGUUCAACUUUUCCACAUUGAAAAUGUAAUCAGCAUGUGCCUAUUUCCUUCUGGUUCACCACGUUGAAUUAUGGCAGAUGUUGGCACCUCAUAUUCACAUAGUAUGAUGCUGAUAUACUGUUCACAGAUUGAGAGAUGAUGAGGUAGUUCUACUCAUCCACCUGGCAGAACUGCACAUGACAAAAAAACAAAACAAAAAAAACUAGGUAAGUGCUGGUAUAACAAAACGUGUACUUGUGCUGUACAGCUCAAGCGAAAGUUGAUGUUACACGGAAAUGUUACUAGAAUUCUCAAUGCUUGGGACUGCAAAUACUAUUUUGAACUUAACUACCUUUAAUUUUAACAAAUAUGUUUAUUUAUUAAGCUGUAUGAAUUGCUCCCUGUUCAGUCAUUGACUUGGAGUGUAAUUGAUGGUAUGCACGAAUAUUCAGUGCAAACUACAAUUUUGUUAAGGAAUGGACACAUGCUACUGCCUUCUCAAUAUGUGUAUAACAUGAUUACCUGAAAUACAAACAAAGGGAUUAGAGUGAGAAUAACAUAGAAAUCCUACUCUAUUUUAUAUGCGCCUAACUAUGUUAAUAAGUUAAGAAAUUGUAAAAGUCAAAUUAUGAUAGAACUGAAACAGAUUUUUGUGAAAUUUAGUGUUGGGGAUGUAGACUAAAAAUAUCAGCCUAGCAUAAUGUUUACUUCACAUUCAUUGAUUUUAUUAAAAACAAAUAAUUCUACAAAAUAUUUGUAUAUGAAAUAAAACACUUCUCAUUAAGAUUUGAAACCUUUAUUUUAAAUGUUUUUGAUAUGAUGAAUGUUAAGUGAAAUGCAAGGAAAAUCGUGAUAUUUAGACUAGUAUGGAAACUUUUUCAACUGUAGAUUUUUGUGUAGAGUAGGUGAUUAUUAAGGUCAGUGAGGUGUGCAAAAUAACAAUGAAUGCAUUUGGGAAAGAUGUGUGUAGAUACAUAGGAAUACAUUUCUGCUCUGUUUUAUUUUCAUCAAGGUUGUCUUCAUAGUCUUGAGAGUUCCAUACAGAAACUGAAAUAUUACAGUGCUUUCAUUAUGUGUAAUACAGAUUCAUAUGAAUGUGAAGCGUUUUUGACUGCAGAGGAUAAGAGAAUACUUAUCAGAAGUUGUGACAUAUAUCAUCCAGUCACGUUCCAACCUGAAUAACGAUUUCCUUUGUUAUGCUUUUUAUUGUUUUAUUUGCUUUUCUGUUCAUGAGACUAUUUAUUUUGUCUUUAAAUAUUUUAUUAUGUUACUCUUGUUGCAGCUACCUAUAAAUGGGACCUGUAACAAAACUGCCUGAUUUCUGGGGUUUGCAUUCGGCUUGUAUGGAUGUUUAAAUUUUCUGCAUACACAGAAGUCAUAGAAAUUUACAGUCCUAAAUGUAGCACAUUUGUUUUAAGUAGUAUAAAAAAUUUAUAAUUAUGAUAAACUAAUUACUCAUUAACAUUAGUGCACUGAUAUUUGCAUUAAUAUUGAACCAUUAACAAAUUAAUCUUUUGUUAGAGAAUUCAUGAAACAAUAUGCCUAAUAUUUUCAGAUCAUGUAAAUGUUUAUUAGUUAUGGUUAGAUGAUUAGAGUGUGAUUCCUGAUAGGAGCAGGAAUUUUUGUUUUUCACAUCAUCUACAACAGCUGUAGUAUAUGCCUGGCUUCAGAAUUUUUUCCUCUGGCGAUAAAGUGGCCACAGUGAAGCUGACCAUUCAUGUCUGUCAAGUGCUGAGGUUAAGAAUGUAUGGAGUUCUACAUCUGUGUCACUUUAUGCCUUCAUAGGUGCAGGAAACGACUUUUUUUACAUGAAAAUACGAGGCGCGUCCCAAAAGUAAGUUUCCCUGGGGCCGUUUACAGAAACAAAACACAAUUUCAUGGAAAUAUUUAUUGCAACAGAUACAGCAAGUG
This is a messenger RNA of Zootermopsis nevadensis, 3163 nucleotides long. It is a transcript of the gene Hap40, whose product is annotated as Huntingtin-associated protein 40 kDa. Gene Ontology annotation, cellular component: early endosome. Gene Ontology annotation, molecular function: protein binding. NCBI's taxonomy places the organism in Eukaryota, Metazoa, Arthropoda, Insecta, Blattodea, Termopsidae. Gene Ontology annotation, biological process: vesicle cytoskeletal trafficking. The record is from RefSeq and is a predicted model, not a curated record.